Zeugodacus cucurbitae (melon fly) is the source of this 2335-nucleotide messenger RNA. RefSeq lists its product as uncharacterized. Bases 1 to 603 code for a protein of 200 amino acids. The record is from RefSeq and is a predicted model, not a curated record. The transcript is spliced from 4 exons. Lineage: Eukaryota; Metazoa; Arthropoda; Insecta; Diptera; Tephritidae.
AUGAAACGGGUAGCCAAAGGAUGGAGGCACGCUCUAUCCUUCAAUGGCGUCUAUUUUCGAUCAGGCAUGCUACUGGUUGACUGUAGGGACGAAGAGACCGCUACCCGGCUUACGGAGAUUGCUCCCAAGCUUGAAGGGUGGGACGGUCCAGUCCCAAACGAGGUAUUUCUUCCUAGAAACGCUGAUGAGCCUCUUGAAUUCGCCAUGGAGCUGAUAACGGCACAAAAUGAGGGCAUUAACACCUCAGCUUGGCGAAUCAUAGACAGCAAAAAUGAAGACUCCGGAAUAAGACUCUACGUCGGGAUAGACGACGUAUCUUACAAAAUACUCCGGAAGUCGGGCUUCCGUCUAAACUUUAGGUUUAGCGCUGUCCACAUGCGCCCUUGGCGGCCAAAGCCCGCGGAAGGUAAAGGAAAUGAAUGCGCCAAAGUGCAAGGUGGAGCGGAGACAAGUGUCAAAUCUGCCCCCCUUGAUUCCCGCCGUGCAGGUUUCCACUGCCGCUGUCAUGAACACCACGGAAGCUCUUCCCGAAGAGUCAGUUGUGGAGGCACCCUCUACUCAAGAGCUUUUGGAGGGGGUGGAGGAGCUAGUCGCUGCAGAUAGCAAGGCCAGCGACUCGGAGGCUAUGAUGGACUCCAGUUUAGAAGUUGCUCAGGUGAACCUGCAUCAUGCAAUGGCUGCAUCGGCGGUUCUCGCCAGCAGGUUCUUUAAAGACAAACUGAGCAUCAUCUCAGCCGAGGAACCCUGGGUUUUCAGAGGGGAGGUCAGAGGACGAAACACAGAUAACAAUAUGGUAAUCUGGGACUUAUCCAGUGACAGACCUAGAGCCUGUAUUGUUCUGAAAAAAUAUAUUGAUUUUUUUGCAUUUCAGAGUUUCUAACACAGGACUGUGGUGGCUGUACAAAUUGUGUCAGCCUACUUUCCAUGAGAUACCAUAGUUGUUCCCUCCUCAACGGUGGAGAAGUUACUGGACUACUUCAGGUUACACAAGCUUCCACUUAUCCUAGGAUGCGAUGCCAAUGCGCACCAUGUGGAAUGGGGCAGCUCAGACUGCAACCCAAGGGAGAUAUUUCAAACCUCAUACGGCGCGUUAAGGGUACGCAAACUUAUUGGUGUCACUUAUGGUAGCAGCGUACAACUUAGAACUUUCAAAGCGAUGGAAUAUGUGCUGCAAGCAAAUCCAGAAUUAUGGAUGCAAACGCUGCUACAUGGAACACAAAUCAUUUACACACCAGAUAUUAGGUUUAAUGUCACUUUUUUAUGUGCAAUUAAACCUUUUGAUCAACACAAGCACGGGAAGAAUUGGAACGAUAUUUUUUAGGUGAUUUUGUAAUCGUUUAUCAUCGCGACGUGUGUUAACUGGGUUUUGCCAAUGAGCUAGAGGGCGAAGCAGAUGCAGUAUUUUUGGAUUUACCGGCACCUCUGUUGGCCAUACCAGCAGCUGAAACAAAGAAAUCAGAGGGAGGACUUUUUUGAUUAAUUUUCACCUUGUAUUGAGGAAUCAUAACGUUGUUGUAUCGCUUUACGAGGACAUCUAUUCACAGAAAUUAGUACAAUGUGAAUACUACAGCAAGAGCACGGAUGUUAAAACUAGAACAUCAUGCCGUGCUAGAUUUAGAAUUCUUGAAAUAUAAGAUAAUUAUUAUCAUCAUUUAUGUUAUGAAAAUUAAAUAUUUACUUUAUAUUUUAUAGAAACCGUCCUCACAGAAAUUGGAUGAAUCUAGUACUAGUGAAAUAAAUGAAAGAACAGAUCCUACAAAAAUUCCAAAAGAAACCAAAAAGGCCUCACAUACUGCGCACAGCUUACACUUCCAGGCCACACCGGGUAGCCUUUGUCCAAAAAUUGUUCAACUAUUCAAUAUAUAUAUGAAAGUUUCUAUGCCAUUCUUAAGGGCGAAUUGACAAAAGUACCCGAAACUAUUGUGUACGUGUGAUCGUUCAUCCCUUUCUUGGACAUUACAUUGAUCAUUUAGCAAUUUAUAUACAGUUGAUCUCCUUUUUGCACGGUUAACUGGGACAGUAAAUUACUCGUGUAAAACAAAACCGUGCAAAAAAAAACCGUGUAAAAAGGAGAUCAACUGUAUACUUCUUGCACAAUUCUGUGAAUGAUCUUGGUACAAUCACGGAUGAAAGACCCAAACCAGCGAACGAAAACUCCACGUAAACUUUCAGUCCUGCGACCCACAAAACCCCAGAAACUAUAGCCGCUAUUUUCGGUUAGUUCUACCAAAAUCCCAAAUGAGAAUUUAAUAACAAAAUCAUUAACUAUAUUUCAUAUGUAUUGAAAAUAUCAUGCCAUUUAGGUGUUUAUUAUUAUAUUUACUUUCUACAUAUA